Molecule: messenger RNA, 2118 nt
Organism: Fusarium vanettenii 77-13-4
Lineage: Eukaryota; Fungi; Ascomycota; Sordariomycetes; Hypocreales; Nectriaceae
Exons: 1
Coding region: 1-2118 (705 amino acids)
Biological process (GO): rRNA processing
Cellular component (GO): small-subunit processome; Mpp10 complex; sno(s)RNA-containing ribonucleoprotein complex
Source: RefSeq, a predicted model, not a curated record
AUGGCCGCCCCAGAGUCACUCGCCAACAGCCAUGUCCUGGCGCUCCUCGAAAGCCUAGCCGACGGCAAGCGUCAUGCCUUUCUCCAGCCCACCGCCGCGAUCCCGACCGACUCUCUAAACCUUGUCAAGCACACCCUCGAAAGCUUUGCUGGGCGGGUUGGCGAUGAACAGCAGGAGAGGCUCAAGGAGAGCCGGAAACGCAAGAGGAACGCCGGCGGAAAAGAUGAUGUUCUCAAGAUGCGCAAGGUCUACAUCGACGGGUUUGAGACGGGUCAGGUAUGGCAACAGGCCAAGAGGAUCAUCGGUGGUGUUUUGAAGUACUCAGAGGAAGCCCUUGCUGAGCUCCAGGAGCGUGACGAGGUCACAGUCAAUGGAACCAGCGCGGAUGACUCCAAGCUACUCGAGUUUGGGGAGGACGGGUUCGAGGUGGGCUCUGAUGAUGAGGAUGAGAGCGAGGAUGGAUCUGAAGAUGACGACCAAGAACAAAUAUCGGACGAGGAAGCGUUGGAAGACGGUCAAGAAGACGACCAAGAAGAUGACGACGAGUUAGAGUUUGACGAAACAAGAGACGACUACGAGGAUGAGGAUGACGAGGUCGAUGGACCUGCUGAGGAGUAUGUUGAGGAUCCUGAUGGUCUCAACGAUGGCUUCUUCUCUCUCGAUGACUUCAACCGACAAACACAAUGGUUUGAGGAGCAAGACGCAAAGGGAGAUCCCUACACCGACCAAGUGAGCGACGAGGAGGACAUCAACUGGGAUGUCGACCCCAUGGCCCCUCCCAAGGCGGGUUCAAAGUCAAAGAAGGCAGAACCGCAAUCAGAAGAUGAAGAGGAUGACGAUGAGGACGAUGGCCCCACAUUUGGAGAUAUGGCUCUCGAUGCACCCGAGGGUGACAGUGAGGAUGAGGCCAUGGACAUGGAUGCCGAUAUGGACGAUGAAGGAAUGGACUUCAACGCCAACGAAGUCUACUACAAGGACUUCUUUGCGCCGCCCCCCAAGAAGUCCAAGGGUGGCAAGCCCAAAAAGUCUGUCAAGUUUGAGCCCAAGCAGCCAGACGAUGCCGAUGUCGAGAGGGCCAUGGCCGAUGUUCGGAGAGAUCUGUUUGACGACGAGUCAGAGAAUGAGGACUCUGACGAUGCUCUAUCUGACGUCUCGGCUGGAGACCCCAAGUCGCGACGCUCAGCUCACGAGCGAAGGCAAGCCAAGCUCGCUGAGGAGAUCCGCAAGCUCGAGGCUGCUUCGGUGGCCAAGCGAGAAUGGACCCUCUCUGGUGAGGCCGCUGCCGUGGACCGUCCCAUGAACUCGCUUCUCGAGGAAGACCUCGACUUUGAGCACAUCGGCAAGCCGGUGCCCGUCAUCACACCCGACAUCACCGAGGGCAUUGAGGAUCUCAUCAAGAGACGUAUUCUCGCCCAGGAGUUUGACGAAGUCAUCAAACGCCGACCCGACACUGAGGGUCUCCCCGCUGGCACACGCCGUGGCCUCAUUGAGCUUGACGACAGCAAGGCCACCAAGGGUCUGGCCGAGAUCUACGAGGAGGAGCACGUCAAGAACACCGACCCUGAUAACUACGUCAGCCAGUCGGACGAGAAGCUCCAGCGUGAGGAGAAGGAGGUCGAGGCCCUCUGGAAGGAUGUCAGCGCACGCCUCGACGCCCUCAGCUCCUGGCACUACAAGCCCAAGCCUACCGCGCCGUCCCUGUCAGUCGUCGCCGACGUGGCUACGGUUGCCAUGGAAGAUGCCCAACCCACAACAGCCCAGGGCGUCGCGGGCGAGAGCAGCCGCAUGGCACCUCAGGAGGUCUACAAGGCCGGCACCACCGAGACAGCUGCCCAGGGCGAGGUCGUCACCAAGGCCGGUCUGCCCGUGGCACGCCAGGAGAUGACGCGCGAGGACAAGACCCGUCGUCGUCGUCGCGAGAAGGAGCGCGUCCGCAAGGCAGGCGGUGUCGACGGUAAGAAGGUGGUUAGCAAAAGGGCCAAGAUGCAGCGUGACACCAUCGCCGAGCUGAGGAAGGGAGGUGUCAAGGUCAUCAACCGCAAGGGAGAGAUUACGGAUGUGGAUGGUAAGAAGGCCAAGGCCCCUAAGGUGGUAUCGAGCGGCAACUUUAAGCUGUAG